Molecule: messenger RNA, 2990 nt
Organism: Hipposideros armiger (great roundleaf bat)
Lineage: Eukaryota; Metazoa; Chordata; Mammalia; Chiroptera; Hipposideridae
Gene: MIP
Product: major intrinsic protein of lens fiber
Exons: 4
Coding region: 1496-2287 (263 amino acids)
Biological process (GO): water transport; transmembrane transport
Cellular component (GO): apical plasma membrane; plasma membrane
Molecular function (GO): water channel activity
Source: RefSeq, a predicted model, not a curated record
GUUAUGGUGCCUAAAGUCAGAAGAUUGGUGUGGCUUCUCAAAUGCAGGAGACUCCAAGGACCUCUGAUGGAUUGCUCUACUUUCAUGCAAUUAGAAGCUAUAGUCCCUUUGGGUGCCCUCUGACCUGUUCUCAGCAACUCUUCCUGCAUGUGGAUGGGUUAGAUGGGCCCUCCACCUUGGUUGUAACUCUUCCUAUCCAUCGUCAAACUGGACAUGGGAAGAGGAGAGAAGCACAGGCCCUGAUCUGUGUUCUUUCUCUCCCCCGCAGCUGUACAGGAUGGGACUGAGGCUGGGCACCAAUAUUGCAGGCCUAUCCUUCAAAUUUUUGUUCUCAUCUGGUGCUUCACAGGAAAAGCCUUUAUGACUUGCCACGAUAUGGCGAUGGCCUUCUCCAUCACCACAUAGCCCCCACUCUAGGUUCUAAGUCUCUCACCAAGCCUGAACACAGCUGAACCUCUUUGACCUUGCUUUCCUUCCCCAUCUUGUCCUUUUCUCUCUCCUUGACCAGCCUGCUUCCCCAGACACCCCCACCCCAACCUUUCCCUAGGGAUCAAGGUUUAGGACUCCAGUGUCCUGAUCACAGCCAUAUUAGGAGGCAUUAGACCCUCCCGUUGCUUCAUAGCUUUCUUUUAGUACUUCCUGCUAGGACCUUGUGAGUUAGGGAAGAUGAAGUACAAGCUGGUCCAGAGAUUUAACUACGUACUAACCCCUUUUCCUCUCCCCAGCCCUCCAGCCCCACCCCAGCCUAUCCAUAGAAGACAGCUUCUUUCUCCUAUCUGUCUCUGUGGAUUAAAAGGCCAGGCUGAGAGCUUGGAAAGGGAGGUACUGGCAUGGGUUGCGGGUAGGGAACUCGGGCUCAGAGAAAGCCAAACACAGCAGAACUAUUCUUGUCCCAGAGCUGCAGGGUCCACAGAUUCCAGCCCAAACCAGCCAAUGGGAGAAGGCCCUCUAAUCCCAGAGGACUAAAGAAUUCUCUUCAGUUAUCCAACAUCCCUGCUGGACCCCAGUCCUGACCCCACCCCCACCUGUACCCCUUGCAGGCUCAGAAGAGCCUGAAGGCCCCCAGUAGCACACUUGCAUACUCUAUAAAGUAAACUCAGUUUGACUGACCUUCCAAGCAGUGUUGUGGAAUGUUCUUAUACAGAUGUCAAUCAGGACUAUGAACUCCAACUUUGACAUGAAAAGAAAGGCAGACUCUUUCCGGCUCCCUGUUCCUGGUCCCUUCAUUUUAGAGCCUCUCCAGCCCUGAAACUAUCCCCACCUUUACACCCAUGGCUCUACUCAUCUCCCAGUUGAGGAGGGAGGGGGAAAUCCGCAGCUUUAUCAGAUGCUUGAGAGGGGGCCCAGCCCUCUCAGCUGUGAAGGGGUUAAGAGGCUGGGCCAGCCACCUCAGCCUGCCCCUCCCAUGGAUUAAGAGUCCUCUAUAAAGGGGACUGUACCCAGACCGGGCCAGGGGGGCAUCAGGGACCCAGACAUUGUGCUCAUUCCCCCUGCCAUGUGGGAACUGCGGUCAGCCUCCUUCUGGAGGGCCAUAUUUGCUGAGUUCUUUGCCACCUUCUUCUAUGUCUUCUUCGGACUGGGGGCCUCACUGCGUUGGGCUCCUGGACCCCUGCAUGUUCUGCAGGUGGCUCUGGCCUUUGGCCUGGCCCUGGCUACGCUAGUGCAGGCUGUGGGCCACAUCAGUGGAGCCCAUGUCAAUCCUGCAGUCACUUUUGCCUUCCUUGUGGGCUCCCAGAUGUCUCUGUUCCGGGCCUUCUGCUAUAUAGCAGCCCAACUCCUGGGAGCUGUGGCUGGGGCUGCUGUGCUGUAUAGUGUUACCCCACCUGCUGUCCGAGGAAACCUAGCACUUAACACGCUGCACCCUGGAGUGAGUGUGAGCCAGGCCACCAUGGUGGAGAUCUUCCUGACACUCCAGUUUGUGCUCUGCAUCCUUGCCACAUACGAUGAGAGGCGGAAUGGCCGCCUGGGCUCCGUGGCCCUGGCCAUUGGCUUCUCCCUCACCCUGGGGCACCUCUUUGGGAUGUAUUAUACCGGUGCAGGCAUGAACCCUGCCCGCUCCUUUGCUCCUGCUAUUCUCACCAGAAACUUCACCAACCACUGGGUGUACUGGGUGGGCCCAAUCAUUGGAGGGGGCCUGGGCAGUCUCCUCUACGACUUUCUCCUCUUCCCCCGACUCAAGAGUGUUUCUGAAAGACUGUCUAUUCUCAAGGGUGCCGGGCCCAGUGACUCCAAUGGACAACCAGAAGGCACAGGAGAGCCUGUUGAACUGAAGACCCAGGCCCUGUAAAAGCUUCAGUUGGAUAGAAGGAGUAGGAAACUUCUGGGCUUAGUGGAGGGGCUAAGCAGGGCACUGGAUGAAGAAAGAGACUGUGGAAGGGGCAUGUACUUCGUUAUUUUUUAAUUUAUUAUUAUUUUUUAAUUUUAUUUUUUGCCUUUUGCCGUGUGAAAUCUUUCAAGUUGCAUUCAUGAGCUGGUUAGUGCAAAUUUCCCUUGCUCCCCAUCUCACCCCUCUUCACUGCUAUGUGUACAUGAUUGUGUGUAUGAAUGUGAGUGUGACUGUGUCUGAGUUUUGGGUCAUGGCAGGAGAGGUGGGGAAGAGAAAAGAGGUAUCAUCCUAUACCUCCUUCUCCCAACCCAAUGUGAGCACAGGGAACCAAAACCUUAAGUUUCUGGCCUUUACCCUCAUGGCCAGUCAAGUGUUUGGUUCUAGGUUUCUGAGACAGCAGGGAAGCAGGAAGUACUCACAGAAGGCAGAUGGAAAGAAAUGGAUGAGACAAGGCAUUCCAAGGGUUGUGGGGUGGGGGUGGGGUGGGCAAGAAGUAUUAGCCCAGUUCAGGAUGCAAUUGUACCAGAAAGUUUGGGGAAAGGGGAAGUAUAGCCUACCUAUCUCAGGAUGCUUGUCCCAGGGACUUGGGUGGGAAGUAGCUCUGAGAAAAGGGAGCACUGGAGUUUGAACUGUUCUGUAAAGCCAAAUAAACCUGUCUACACCA